AGUAUUUUCUUUCAACAUGGCCAUGAGCGGUGUUUUUGUGCCCAUUUUCAUCAACUUCAAAUUUAGCAACAUAAUUGGCUUUACCCUACACCACUUUAAUCAUUUUUACGGAGAGAAACCGCUGAAAUUGAGGUCGACUUAUAUAAUUCGUAUAAUAAUGCUCACUAUGCUCAUGUUAGUGCCUUAUAUGGAAUACUUGAAAGACGAAUUUCACGAAUCUUCUACAACCGUCAAACUGUUAGCUUUGGUGUGUGGAAUGAGAGUCAUUGGAUGUAUAGGAAUAUUGGUAUCAGACUUGCAUAAUCAAAUGUAUUUGAUUGAAGCAACCAAAUAUCUAAACAGUGUAGAUGAAGAAUUGAUGAAAUUUGGAAAGCAUGUGUCUUAUAAAAGCUACUCUAGACUCCUUUUAGUGGGCGGUUCUUCAGUGUUUUUCUGCGUUAUCUCGUCAAGAGUGCUCUUCGUAAUCGCGGGUGAACCAUUUUGGACAGUAGUUAUAGAUUUCUUCAUUACAGGAUAUCCAUUUCUCAUUUUGAACAUAAACACUUUGUACUUGAUGUUUUUCUUAUUUGUUAUUCGGAAAAGGUUCACAUCACUCAUGUCUAUUGUGAACGAUAACCGAAGGAAGUUCAAGGAAUCCCAAGAAACAGAGUCGUUGCUGAAGAUGUUUCUGAAGAUGAGUCAGAUGUAUAACGACUUGUACUAUUGCGCUAAUAGCAUCAAUAAGUUCGUAUCUUUAGCGAGUUUCAUUUGCGUGAUGUGCAAUCUUCUCGAAGCUAUGCUGGUGGCCAAUUUGAUGUAUCAGGGGGAGGGUAGCUUUAAGGAUAUUUAUUCGGUUGGGACUUACUUAUGGUUGACCUUGAGCACAUUACUUUCCCCGAUGUUUGUUGAAGAAAUGCCUGGAAAAUUUUGUCGAAUAGUGACUGGUAUCGAAAUAUCCGAUACCCAUAAGGAACUUCAAUAUGCUAAAAAUACAUUUUUGUAUCAAGCUCUACACACUGAAAUAAAAUUUAGCGUUUGCGGAAUGUUUUCGAUGUCUAUGUCAUCUCUGCCUGAGCAAUUCUCGUUCUGUAUUUCGCUAGUUCUGGUCAUGUAUCAAAUAGCGGGAUGAAACUGAUGAGAUAGAAGUAGUUACAUGCCAGAUAGGCAAAUUAUA
Coccinella septempunctata (seven-spotted ladybird) is the source of this 1153-nucleotide messenger RNA. RefSeq lists its product as uncharacterized. Bases 17 to 1108 code for a protein of 363 amino acids. Lineage: Eukaryota; Metazoa; Arthropoda; Insecta; Coleoptera; Coccinellidae. Gene Ontology annotation, biological process: sensory perception of taste. Gene Ontology annotation, cellular component: membrane. The record is from RefSeq and is a predicted model, not a curated record. The transcript is spliced from 5 exons.